AUGGAAGAAACCUGGAGCCGCGCUGUAAAAGGUCUGACGGAUUUUAUGGGCUUCCUGAGCCCCAGAGAAGACGGCAGCCCGCAGGCAGCGGCAGCCGCAGAAGCGGCCAAUGCGGAAAUAUUGCUACCAAAUGAGAGAGAAUUUCAGCACGCCGCUAAAACUAAUAAUCUGGACACUAUGGAAAGACUAUUUAGGGAAAAUGUUAAUAUUAAUGCUGUAAAUAUUCUGAGGCGCACAGCGCUCCAUUUUGCUGUUGCAGGAAAUCAUAUAUCUGCUGUGGAUUUUCUUCUUCAUCACAAAGCUAGAGUUGACAUUGCAGAUAAGCAUGGACUUACUGCGAUUCAUCUUGCUGCAUGGUCUGGAAAUUUAGAUAUAAUGCUGAUAUUAAUUAAAGCAGGUGCUGAUCAAAAAGCAAAGAACCAGGAAGGAUUGAAUGUCCUGCAUUUCGCAGCUCAGAACAAUAAUGUUAGAAUAGUAGAUUAUUUUAUCCAAGACCUACACCUGAAGGAUCUGAAUAAACCUGAUAAGAAAGGCAAAAAGCCAUUCCUUCUGGCAGCUGAAAUGGGGCAUGUAGAAAUGAUAAAUGAAUUGAUUUCCCUUAACUUAUUCACCACAGAAAAGGACAACGAAGGAAACAGUGCAUUGCACCUGGCUGCUAAAAAUGGCCACAGUGAGGUGGUAGAAGCUCUUCUGGAUCAUUGGGAAGAAAUAAAUGAGAUCAAUCAGAAUGGCGAAACACCAUUUUAUCUGGCUGUUGAAGGAGGCCAUGAAAAUUGUGCAGAUCUCUUAUUGGAAUCAGGAAGUGACAUCAAUAUUUCAAACAAACACGAUACCAAUGCAUUGCAAAUUGCAACCCAGAAUGGACAUACACCUUUGGUCAGAUUUCUUAUUACUAAAAAUAUAGAUCUGGGUGCUCAGUCUCAGCAAAAGAAUUCUCCUCUCCAUUUGGCCAUCUUAAAAAACAACCUAUCCGUGGUCAGUAGUUUAAUAGAUGCUAACCAUGACCUAAACUCUCUCAAUCAGAGACAUCAAACGCCUGUACACCUGGCAGCAGACCUUGGCAAUGUAGAAGUAAUGGAAAUGCUGCUAAAGGCAGGUUGUGACCUCAACAUUGUGGAUAAGCAAGGAAAAACCACACUAGCCACAGCUUCCAGGAGCAAUCACGCCUUGAUUGUAGAUAUGAUUAUAAAAGCAGAGAGGUAUUACAUCUGGAAACAGGAGCAUUGCCGAAAUGGUGGUGAUCUGCCAAGUGAUGUCCUGUCUUUUAAACAAGAUCACAGUGUGCAGACCAAACAGAUCCGGUCCUCUCUUUGGAAUCUGGCUUAUAAUCAGUUAAAAAUGGGAGAGUGGACAAAACUGGCACUAUUCUGGAAUUUUACAGCUGAACAAAUCAAAGCUAUUGAAGAACAAUGGACAGGGAAAAAGAGCUACAAAGAACAUGGACACAGAAUGCUUCUUAUCUGGUUACAUGGUGUCCUAAUGGCUGGCCAGAAUCCAAUUAAACAUUUAUAUGAAGAUCUAGUGAAAGGGGGAUUCCAACACCUAGCUGAAAAGUUCAGAGCAGAGAAUAAUGCUGGCACAGAAUCUAAGAAGUGUUCAAUUUCAUGAAUUCAUCCACCAAGGAGUGCGUGAAACAGCAUUCUAGAAUAAUUUACAAAUACUAAAGUUUUAUUUACAAGAAGAUGCUCCUUCAAAAUUGCUUGCUCCUUACACAAUUGUUCCAAUGUACUAAAACUUUUUUAAUAUAAAAAUAUU
This is a messenger RNA of Elgaria multicarinata webbii, 1755 nucleotides long. RefSeq names its product ankyrin repeat and death domain containing 1B (gene ANKDD1B). Gene Ontology annotation, biological process: signal transduction. Lineage: Eukaryota; Metazoa; Chordata; Lepidosauria; Squamata; Anguidae. The record is from RefSeq and is a predicted model, not a curated record. The coding region runs from base 1 to 1608 and encodes 535 amino acids. The transcript has 15 exons. Gene Ontology annotation, molecular function: protein binding.